GAGAAGGUGUGGAGGGGGAGUUGGAGCUGUGUAAAGUGGAGCGUGUGAGAAAAAAGGAAGAGUUAGAUAACAACAUGGCACAGAAAUAUAACUUGAAGUACUCCAUCAGAGAGUACACGGCCGAAGAUAAGAAUGCCGUCAUCUCACUGUUUCGUAAUGGGAUUUUGGAACAUGUCUACCCGGCAUUCUUUAAGGCCAUGAGUGAUCCAGACCACAUUGGGGUGGCCCUCAGUAUCUCCAUGGCGGGAUAUGUGCUUGGAGGAAGUUCCUACUUCCAGGCAUUACUCUUCGGGGGUGCCUGGGCUGGGCUGGUGUACUACUGUUGCCACGAGAUUUAUGAAGGCUACAUGAAGAGAAGAUUGGGCACAGACAUGGCCGACAUUCAGGCCAGCUUCCUAGACAACCCCGACAAUGGCUUCUGGGUGGCAGAGGCAGAGGUCAAUGGCAAGUCCAAGGUGGCCGGUGUAGUGGCAGUGACGGGGAGGAGGGGGGAGGAUGAGGAUGAGAGUGAUGGCAGUAGUGGCUGGAAUGGAGGGAUGAUGGGAGCCCAAGAGAUAGCCCAAGAUGCAGGUGAUGGUAGCUAUGGUGAGGUUUCCCACAUGGUCGUGUCUUUUGCUUGUCGCCGCAAAGGCCUUGGUGCUCAGCUGGCUCAGAAGGCCAUGGAUUUCUGCAAGGAACGUGGCUACUCUCGAAUCGUCUUGGACACCAGCUCACCACAGACGGCAGCCAACUCCCUUUAUCAGAAGCUGGGCUUUGUUCAAACGUCCUCUCACAGUAACACACAUGCUAACCGCUGGUUCUCCAAGCUGGCCAGAAUCAAUGUGAUGCGUAUGGAAAAGUUUAUCUAAGACCGAAGUUACUGUAGACAUCUGCACCAUUCAUCCACCCUUAAAUGGACCUCUAUUUAGUAAUACAGCACAGCCCAGCUUACUUCCAAUCAAAAAUACCUCCAGAUACAGCCGUCAUCUACUCACAAGCGGACAAACACAGCUACAACUGUACAGAGUAUAUUAUGUCAUAAUGUAUCUUCUGUCCACUUUACAGUUUUCUUAACAAAUUUUAAUUUAGUUUAUUUAGAAAAAUCAAUUGAAGGGUUUUACUCUGUGGGGUAUAAAGCCAUAACCUUGGGUAUUGGAAACAGUAAGGCAAUUACUCUAUCUCACCUGUUUGUCAAAAUUAAUUUAUACAACUUUUGCUGAUGUUUACUGAGAAAACUCUAAUGUUUGUGAAACCUCCUUGGAUAUAAUGCACAAAAUAAACAAUAUC
Molecule: messenger RNA, 1266 nt
Organism: Hypomesus transpacificus
Lineage: Eukaryota; Metazoa; Chordata; Actinopteri; Osmeriformes; Osmeridae
Product: N-acetyltransferase family 8 member 3
Exons: 2
Coding region: 75-848 (257 amino acids)
Molecular function (GO): N-acetyltransferase activity
Source: RefSeq, a predicted model, not a curated record